CGUACCUGCGCAUUGCUAGCUGUGCCCCCUUCUCUCGCCCGCCAUGAGCUCCUACAUUGAUUGGAACAAGACUACCAAGUCCAAGGACUACCGCGGAUCCACGUCCUUUGCGACGUUUCUCGUCAUCGGCCCAACAUGCUUCUUCCUGGGCAUCCUCUUCGCGUCGUUCCCGUACGACUUUCCCCUCCUGUGGACCAAGGAGCCGGUCGCCGCCGACUACUACGACAUGCUUGAGACGCACCUCAAGUUCGUUCACCAGUCGCCCCCGCUCAUAGGGCGCCUUCUCAAUAUCAUUAUGAGCGUGGGCUUCCUCGGCCUCUUCAUCAAGCUCUUCCGCCCCAGCGAGGCCAACUUUCUCUUUGACGGCGCCUCACUGAUUCUGUACCUCAUCGGCGUUGCCGUCUACAUCUCCAACAUUGUCAAGGGCCUGCGCACCGUCAGCUCUGGCUUCUGGCACACGGAGGAGUUCGCCGCUUCUCAGGGCCGGUUCGAAGGCGAGAUUGUCCUUGGUCGUGAGGACAGCCUCAAGGUGCUGGCAGCGAGCAAUACCAUUCUGGCUCUGGUAUUGGUGGGCAUUCUCGUGCUGCAAGCAGGACAGUGGUAUGCCGAGAAGAGGGAUUUGGACGAUGAGAAGGAAGUGGCCAAGAAGGAGGCCAAGAAGAAGCAGUGAUGCGAUGAAGCCUGUGGUUACGCGGGAACAUCUGCGGUCCUACUAACGGUGAGAUGAUCAUGGCAUGGUAUUACGACUAGGUGGUGUAUUUGUAGCAUCGGGUUUACCGGAUCUCCGCGAGGUUGGAUAGUACAAAUCUCUCGUAUGGCCGAUUGAUGCCUUGACGGCAGGCCACUUAUAAUAAUACACUAUAGACUGCCCCAGCAG
This is a messenger RNA of Trichoderma virens Gv29-8, 877 nucleotides long. RefSeq lists its product as uncharacterized. Bases 44 to 670 code for a protein of 208 amino acids. Lineage: Eukaryota; Fungi; Ascomycota; Sordariomycetes; Hypocreales; Hypocreaceae. The record is from RefSeq and is a predicted model, not a curated record. The transcript has 2 exons. Gene Ontology annotation, cellular component: endoplasmic reticulum membrane. Gene Ontology annotation, biological process: endoplasmic reticulum to Golgi vesicle-mediated transport.